Messenger RNA from Puccinia triticina, 789 nucleotides. RefSeq lists its product as uncharacterized. The coding region runs from base 1 to 789 and encodes 262 amino acids. The transcript is spliced from 3 exons. NCBI's taxonomy places the organism in Eukaryota, Fungi, Basidiomycota, Pucciniomycetes, Pucciniales, Pucciniaceae. The record is from RefSeq and is a predicted model, not a curated record.
AUGUCUCCAACACCCCGACAGAAGAUGACCUCACCGGGCCUCUUUCCCCUCACCACCCACAAUCCGGAUGACACGGUACCCUUCCUGCAUCAAGUCACCUACGUAACAGCGCCUACCAUCCCACAACGACCAGCAAUGACAAAUCAUGCCCCUCAACUCCGCCCUGGGCAACCAGAAACCUCGCCAUGGCCGCCAAGCCCUUUGCUUCACGUUGCCCUCCGCUCGCCCCUGGCCACCUCCACCCGCACCAACCUGGCCCCCUCCUUCCCCCUGCUCCACUCAAUGGUCAAUUUGGUCUACGGCGCAAACCGCAUGUGUGGCCUCGAGCCCGGCCUCUGGUGCACCCAGCUCAUCCAGGCCGUCUGGACCAAGCUCGGAGGGAAAGGGUUCUUCAUCCCCAACGACCAAGGCAAGGAUGGCAGGGGCGUCAUGCGGCUACAGGGGCACCGUAGCUCUGUUGGCCCCGGCGCCCUCCAAGCUGGGCAUCCAGAAAAUCAGCAAAGAUCCUCCGGGUGGCCCAAGUUGCGCAAGUUGCCCGUCCAGCAACGCAUCUCCUCCGCAGACGCCCCCCCUCCCUUGCCUGCUGCCAAUCCCAUUGCACUGCCCGUCUGCCGCGUCGCGUCAGGCUCUGAUAAUCCCCAGAACCUGAGCGCACGCAAGAGCUGGACCGUCGACAUGAGCGGGCUCAACGGCAUCCAGAAACAGUCUACCCGCAGCAUCAGCAAGCCGGCUUGGGAUGCUCGCCAACCUCAUUGGACCACCCUUCCAUUGAAUGUUAAAGGACCAUGA